Molecule: messenger RNA, 778 nt
Organism: Colletotrichum scovillei
Lineage: Eukaryota; Fungi; Ascomycota; Sordariomycetes; Glomerellales; Glomerellaceae
Exons: 1
Coding region: 1-513 (170 amino acids)
Source: RefSeq, a predicted model, not a curated record
AUGUUUCCGCGCCUCCAGCCAUGCAGACGCAAAAGCGUCUUCUCGACUCUCCUUCUCUUCUUUCUUUUAGCCCUCCUCAUCGACCUUACCUCCGCGUCACCAUCCUCGGUCACAGAACAAGCCCUCGACAAACAAACAAGAGACACAACAGUCCUACAGGACUACACAUACCUCGCCAUCGCGGCCGAUACAUCCUGCGACGCGUCCGCAGGCCAGUACAACUGUCUGUCGGAUUCAUUUCAGUACUGCCUCAACGGAACAUGGAGUACCGUUACCGCAUGCACCGAGAAUAGCGAAAAGUCUGCCGAGUCGUCGUCUCUCUGCUCGCCUGUUGGAAGGACGGAUACCAUUGACUUCAACGGGGAGUGUGAAAUCAGUGCUGCUUGGGGAUGGGGGAACGGUGGGGGUGGUUGGGGUGGAGGCAGGGGGUAUUACGGUGCUGGAGAGAGAGUUGAGGUGUCUAGAUGGGUUUGGUCUUUUGUUGGUAUGGUUUUCGUCUUGGGCGCGUGGUGAAGCUUAAGUUGAUGGGCCUCCUAUCGCUUAUGUCCUGGGCAAGUGAAUGAGAAAACGAAGGGUGGGAUGGAUGGGGAAUUGGAACACAUUCGGACUUUUCAUCCGGGAAGGGGAUUGUACAUCAUCCGGUUGGAUGAUACAUUUUCUUUGCACAGACGAGGUUUUCUCAUUGGAUUCAUCCAGUAAGGCGUCUUCUUUUGUAAUAAUAUCAAAUCGUCUGUUAGCCUGACAGAAAUAUAUGGCUUCGUUGAUGAAUGGUUGAAAU